GUUUUACGGUCGAGUUCCCCUAAUGCUGAAAUGUUUUCCUGCCAUCCCUUCUCUGAAGAAUGCACAAAGGCUUUGAACCAAGUUGUGGCUUACCACCUGCACACCUCCCAUGUGUAUUUUGCAAUGGCCCACAGUUUCAUGACUGGCAAGAAGGAGACUUUUCCUUUUGUCCAGCACUUUGAAACCCUGGCUGAUUCAAGGAGGGAAUAUGCAAAUAGAUUCCUAAACCAUCUAUGGACCCGUAACAAAAAGAUCUGCCCUCCUCCAACGUAUGAGAAGGUUGAUAUGAAGGAAAUAACUACACCUAAAAGUGCCUUACUAAUGGCCCAGAAUAUGGAAGAGACAUUAACCAAAAUCCUGCUAGCCCUAAAGGCUGCUGCACGUCGUGAAUCAGAUCUCUUAAAAUUUUUAACAUCGGUCCUCUGUAAACAAAGAGAGUUUAAAGAGUAUCUGGAAAGUCAACUUUCUCCUCCGCAAAAAGGUAAAAGAAAGAAUGAGAAGGAAGCCCAGACUGAACAACCUUCUACUUCAUCGGGUGUAAAAGGGUACCUCAGUAGCAAAAGAAGCAAGCCUGGAGAUCAUAAAGCCACCACCACCUCCAAUUGCUGAAGACUGCUUUCUUUUUCAUUUUCCUAAUGCUCAAUGUUUAGAUAAAAAAAAUAAAUCUGUUUUGCAUC
Mus musculus (house mouse) is the source of this 677-nucleotide messenger RNA. It is a transcript of the gene Ftdc2, whose product is annotated as ferritin domain containing 2. The coding region runs from base 31 to 609 and encodes 192 amino acids. The transcript has 4 exons. Gene Ontology annotation, molecular function: ferroxidase activity; ferric iron binding. The record is from RefSeq and is marked predicted. Gene Ontology annotation, biological process: intracellular iron ion homeostasis; iron ion transport. Lineage: Eukaryota; Metazoa; Chordata; Mammalia; Rodentia; Muridae.